Messenger RNA from Aspergillus melleus, 996 nucleotides. RefSeq names its product aldo/keto reductase family protein. Lineage: Eukaryota; Fungi; Ascomycota; Eurotiomycetes; Eurotiales; Aspergillaceae. The record is from RefSeq and is a predicted model, not a curated record. Gene Ontology annotation, cellular component: cytoplasm. The transcript is spliced from 2 exons. The coding region runs from base 1 to 996 and encodes 331 amino acids.
AUGCCUUCGAUCGCUGGAAAGGAGAUCUCGUUGGAUGGCCUGGGUCUUAUGCGAAUCACCUGGCCGCGCCUCGUGGCACCCGAAGAACAGGUGCUGAAGACCCUCAAGACAGCACUCAACGCCGGCGCGAAUGUCUGGAACGCGGCGGACUUCUACGGCACGCCGGAGUACAACUCGCUGCAUCUCGUGAACCGCUAUUUCAGCGUGUACCCGGAAGAUGCGGAUAAGGUGGUCUUGAUGGUGAAGACCGGGAUUGUGGAUAUGACGACUAUGAAGUUGGAUUGCUCGCGUGCGGGUCUCCGGGGGUUGUUGGAGAAUGCGCUGCGCGUGCUGGAUGGGAAGAAGAGCAUUGAUGUGUUUGGGCCGGCGAGGAUUGAUCCGGACGUGCCGGUUGAGGAGAGUGUCAAGGCGCUGGAGGAGAUGAGGACCGAGGGUUCCAUCGGGGGGAUCCAGUUGAGUGAGGUCCGCGCGGAGACGAUCCGCAGGGCGGCGAGUGUGGCGAAGAUUGAUAUGGUGGAGGCAGAGGUCAAUCUUUGGUCGCAGGAGGUGUUUGAGAAUGGGGUUGCUGAGACGUGUGCGGAGCUGGGGAUCGUUCUGGUCGCCCAUACGCCGCUGGGGGCUGGGCUGUUGACGGGCAGUAUCCAGAGUGCGGAGGAUGUGCCGGGUCUAUUUAUCGAGCGAGGCUUCCCGCGGUUCUUGCCCGAGAAUAUUGCAAAGAAUGUCCAGUCGGCCCAGGAGAUCAAGAAAUUGGCCCAGGAGAAGGGGUGCACUGCGGCUCAGCUGGCUUUGUCGUGGGUGAAAUCGCACAAUGGGAGGCCGGGGAUGCCGGUGAUUGUUCCUGUGGUGGGUGCGCGGUCUGAGGAAAGGGUUUUGGAGAAUGUAAAGACCCAGAAGUUGAGCGAUGAUGAUUUCAAGAAGAUCGCAUCGAUCCUGGAAGAGUUCCCGGCUGUGGGAGAGCGAUUCCCAGCUCGCGUGUCCAAACUUAAUGAGUAUUAG